CGGUAGCACACUGAACCAAUUAGAUGCAUCCUUCUCCCUCAGCUUCUAAAUCAAAGAAAAUCCAAGUUAGCGUGACGCAGAACAGAACCAAGAUGCUCAAUCUCACAAGUCCAAGUCCUAGAUUUAACCGCUUCUUGGCGUGUCUCUUGGUUACGUUGCUCCAAAUCCAAACCAAGGUGCUAUGCUACCAGUUCAAAGUUGGAGAUCUACAUGCCUGGGGAAUCCCCACUUCGCUAAAUUCACAAGUAUACGACAAAUGGUCCAAAUAUCACAACCUCACCAUUGGUGAUUCGCUCUUGUUUCUAUACCCACCAAGUCAAGAUUCGGUGAUUCAAGUGACAGAGGAGUCCUACAAGAGCUGCAACCUUAAAGAUCCAAUCUUGUAUAUGAACAAUGGCAAUUCUUUGUUUAACAUUACAUCAGAGGGGAACUUCUACUUCACUAGCGGUGAGCCUGGCCACUGCCAAAAGAAUCAAAAGCUUCGUAUAACUGUGGGAGUUGGGGGAAACGUGAAUGCACUUUCUCCAACUUCAUUGCCUGCAAACGCACCCUCUUAUCCAACUGUGUUUGGCACCAUUCCAAUGUCUCCUUCUUCCACGCCUCAGAUAACUUCAAAUUUUUCACUUCUCAUUAUUGGACUCUUUGUAUGUGCCAUCUCUAGCCUGUUGUAA
Messenger RNA from Abrus precatorius (Indian licorice), 671 nucleotides. Its product is annotated as early nodulin-like protein 1. Gene Ontology annotation, molecular function: electron transfer activity. The transcript is spliced from 2 exons. The coding region runs from base 24 to 671 and encodes 215 amino acids. NCBI's taxonomy places the organism in Eukaryota, Viridiplantae, Streptophyta, Magnoliopsida, Fabales, Fabaceae. The record is from RefSeq and is a predicted model, not a curated record. Gene Ontology annotation, cellular component: plasma membrane.